Molecule: messenger RNA, 1017 nt
Organism: Tetrahymena thermophila SB210
Lineage: Eukaryota; Ciliophora; Oligohymenophorea; Hymenostomatida; Tetrahymenidae
Product: Pre-rRNA-processing protein esf2, putative
Exons: 4
Biological process (GO): endonucleolytic cleavage to generate mature 5'-end of SSU-rRNA from (SSU-rRNA, 5.8S rRNA, LSU-rRNA); endonucleolytic cleavage in ITS1 to separate SSU-rRNA from 5.8S rRNA and LSU-rRNA from tricistronic rRNA transcript (SSU-rRNA, 5.8S rRNA, LSU-rRNA); small-subunit processome assembly
Cellular component (GO): nucleolus
Molecular function (GO): RNA binding
Source: RefSeq, a predicted model, not a curated record
CAGAAAUCUCUAAUUAUUAUUAUAAAAUACAAAGUAGAAAAUUUAGAUCAAAAAUUAAUUUCUUUAUAGAUAACAAAUCAAUAAGCAAAAAUGGGUGGUUUGAACAAAGAAACUCUAAGUGAUAUUGGACUUAGUGAUGGGGAAGAUUUAGAUGAUGAUAUAGAAAUAGAUGAUGAAGUUGUAGAUAGUGAUCAAGAAGAAUAAGAAGAUGCUGAAGAAAGCAACGAUGAAUAAGAUUAAAAUGACGAAGAUAAUAGUUAAGACCAGUAGAAUUAAUCUGAUGACCAAGAAGAAGAAGAUGAUAACGACGAUAAUAAAAAAGAAGAAGAAGAAGAUUAAAAGGAAUAAGAAUUUAAAAAGUUGAAACUAGCUUUGAAAAAUAAGAAUUUAUCAGAAAAAGAAAAAUAAAAAAUGAUUUAAAAAGUUGAAGAAUUCAAUAAGAAAUAACAAUAGAAAGGUGUAUGCUACUUAUCCAGAAUCCCUCCAUACAUGAAAGCUACAUAUAUUAGAAAAUUGCUUGAACCUUAUGGAAUAGAAAGAGUUUACCUCGCUGCAGAAGAUGAUAGAAAAAGAAAAAUGAGAAUCAAAAAUGGAGGUAAUAAAAGAAGAUGUUAUACAGAGGGUUGGGUUGAAUUUAAAGACAAAAGAAUUGCAAAAAGAGUUGCUUUAUCUUUAAAUUGUACUAAGAUGGUAUAAAAAACUAGGAAUUUUUAUGGUGAAGAUUUAUGGAAUAUAAAAUAUUUACCAAAAUUCAAAUGGGAAAACUUAACUGAAAGAUUAAACUAUCAAAACAGAGUUAGAAAAGAAAAGUUAUAGCAAGAACUACAAAUAUCUAAGAAAGAAUAAGAUUUUUAUAGAUAGCAACUUGAUUAAAGUAAAAAAGUAUAAGCUGUAGAAAAGAGAAAAUUAGAUAAAAAUUAAACCAAAGUUUAAAAUAUUGCUAGAAGAACAUUUAUACAAAGGGCUCCUACUAAAAAAGUUCAUAAUGCCCAAAGUGAAUAAUCAGAUGAAGAAUGA